Molecule: messenger RNA, 816 nt
Organism: Arabidopsis lyrata subsp. lyrata
Lineage: Eukaryota; Viridiplantae; Streptophyta; Magnoliopsida; Brassicales; Brassicaceae
Source: RefSeq, a predicted model, not a curated record
AUGCAAUUUAACUCUGCCAUCAAAGCUGAAGCAGCUCCUUCUGUUAUUACGAUUCUGAAUAAACAUGAGAAAGACAUGACAAAUCAAAAAAUAUCUGAUCCGAUGGAGAUAUUGGAAGGAUUGGCUGUUCGUCUUCAUAGGAUUGAAGGAAAGGUGAAUCAGAUGGAAGAAAAGAUGGACAUGUUGAUCUCAUUGAUUAGGUCAAAUAAUGAAGUUAAAAUUGGCUUUGUAAAGCCGAGGCAGAGAGCAUGUUUGAGGAUGAAUCAUCCUUUGAUGAUGAACCUUAUAGCCGUUUUGGUCCUUUUGUCGGUGGUCGUGGUGUUGGUCCUUUUGUCGGUGGUCGUGGUGUUGGUCCUUUUGUCGGUGGUCGUGGUGAUGAUCCUUUUGUCUUUGGCCAUGGUGGUGAUCCUUUUGUCUUUGGCCGUGGUGGUGGUCCUUUUGUCGGUGGUCGUGGUCUCUUUGUCGGUGGUCGUUAUGCUGGUGGUCGUUGUGGCGGUCAAGGAUUUUGUGGAGCUUGUUGAGGUUUUAGGUGGCGGAGGAAGAUAGAGACCUACUUUUGCUACUCAGUUUGAGCUUCUUUUUUUUUUUUUGUUUAUUUUGUGGCAGUUUUGGCGGUUUAACUUGUGAUAUAAUGCAACCUUUUCAAUAGUUAGGUUUUUUCUUAUGUUCUAUAGUUAUGGUUUUGUCUGAAUGUUAAAGUCCUCAAUUUUGAGUGCUUUUGGUGUUAGAUAAACACAAUGAAAACAGGUUUAUUUCUUAUGAAAAGAGGCAAGAAAUAUGUGUUUAUCUCUGAUGAAUGGCAUAUUCUUAUUAUUA